CUGGCGCCUGCAUUGACUGCCGUGGUCAUAAGAAACGUCGAUCUAUAAAAACAAGCCGAACUUAUAGAAACAUUCGCCACCAAAGUGCCAAUAAACGAAUAAUUAUGUUUCGAUGCAUUUUCUGCUAAGUCUUUAUAUCAAAACUCUGUAAUUACACACAAGAUGUGAAGCAGUACAGCAGUAUGGAGUGUUAUCUGGACUGUACGUUACAGGAGGCCUAACACAGUGUGUUUGCAGCAGGGAGGAGACCAGCAGCAGCAGCUCAGUGGAGAAUAGCUCCUCUGUGAACGCCCUUCGGACUGACUUGCCUCUGAAUCACAUUUUCCACCUACAACAGUGUUACUUAAGACUGGGCCCCUCCAACGGAACUCAUGCAACAAAACUUUUUUCCUCCUCGCCGAGAGAUUCACUGAAACGAGUCGUUCUACUGCUGCGCACUCACAUAACCCAAGAGGAUCAAUACAGUCAACUACUCAGAAACUUUUGUUUCAAGUUGAAGACUUUCCACUAAAGUUGUUUUGUCUUUUUACGGGAGAUCAUGAGCGCAUAUCGGAUUAAUGGCUGUCAUUCUUCUGUCACGUUUGAUCAAUCGGUCCCAAUGGAGCUGUUUAAGUUAACGAGCACAGUGUUUCUGCCGUGAUCGAUGACAGUUAAUGGUAAAUCGUUGCUGAUUAUCGGGGGAGUGAGUAUUGAUCUUUCUGCACUGACAUGGAUCUUCAGGUGAUUGUCUGGCUGUUCUACAGCUUUCUACUGCCCACUGCGCUGUUAACAGCUUGUCUUUUUCGCUACAAUGUCCUGUCACUGGUUUACUUCCUCUAUGUGCUGCUGCUGCCGUGGUUCCUGUGUCCCAACAAACACACCAUCAGAGGUCACACAGGCCGUUUCAUCAAAGUAGUAUUCUGUACCAGUCUACUGUUUGUACUGGCUCAUAUCUGCUUCCAGACGGUACUAUACACCUAUCCUCCUCUCAACAUUGCUAUCGGUGAUAACUGUUCACAAUGGGACAGCAUAACCAGACAUAUAGGACUGUCCAGGCUUCCCUUCGAUGAUCCUUGGAGUGUGUCACGCCUCCUGUGUCCUGACCUGGGUGUGUGUGUGGUUGCCUUGGUAACCAUAGUCCUCUGCAGCAGAUUGGUCAGGAACAGAGAAAUGGUGGCUGCUGCCAACAUUACAUCACUAGAAGAUGAUCCAGCAGACAAAACUGCAGACGAUGAAGAGGAGGAGGCAUCAGAGGAUGAAGAUGAAGAAGAGAGGUCAUCACCUGGUGACCCUGAUGAGGAGGUUUCAACAGCAACAAGAGCCAAGCAGCUGGCUGAGCGCCUGAAGGCCACAGCCCGGAAAGCUCUGCGGGACUUGGGGAGAAUCCUUGCCAUCAGCCUGCUGGCUUUAGCUGGCAUCACACAGCCCUCUGCCUUCUCAGCCAUCUACUUCCUGCUUUUCAUUGGUGUGUCUACAUGGUGGGCAUGUCACCUUCCCAUCAGUCACCUGGGUUUCAAUGCACUGUGUGUGAUGGUGGGCUUCUUCACUGCUGGUCACAUGGUUUGUCUGUACCUAUACCAGAGUCUACUGGCCCAGGCCCUGUUCCCCCCCCACAGUCUGUGGGCCAGGCUCUUUGGUCUGAAGGAUAUCAUCAUACCAGGAAACUGCUCCUCGCCCUAUGACCUCAACCUUAAUGCUGGUCAUGAAUGGCCAGUUUAUGUCAACCCAGGAAUACUGUUCUUCCUCUACAUCACCAUAACAACUGUUCUCAAGACAGGAUGUCAUGGAACAUCUAACCAGGUUGAGGAGGAGCAGCAGAAAAGGGAGGAAUCAAAGGAGGAGAUGGUGGAGUUAAGACCAUGGAAUCAACAGAAUGACGAUGACACACAGCUCAUACUCCUGUCUAUGGGAACAGAAAGCAGUAGAGGAGGACCUGUGGCUGGAGAGAGUCAGCCAGACCUGGGUGUUAGUGACACUCCCAGUGGCCAACAGAGUGAAAGUCCGUUUUUCCUGCUGGGAAAGGUCGUCAUGCAACAGAGCUAUGUCUGUGCUCUUAUAGCAAUGAUGGUCUGGAGCAUCACAUACCACAGCUGGCUGACCUUUGUGCUGCUACUGUGGGCUUGUCUCAUUUGGAUCCUGCGUGCCAGACGGCAUGCAGCCACACUGUGCUCACCAUUCAUCCUGUUGUACGGCCUGGCUCUGUGUUGUCUGCAGUACGUCUGGGCCAUGGAGCUUGAGCCUGAACUUCCCACCACUGUGGGAACCAUGAGCCUCAGACAGCUAGGACUAGACAGAGCCCAGUACCCCUGCCUAAGACUGGGAGCUAUGCUUCUGUUCACUUUAACCUUCUGGCUGUUGGUACGUCAGUCAGUGAAGGAAAACUUUAGCAGGAAAAGGAAAAUGACCAUACAACUACAGGAAGUCACAACAGGAGAAGAGGGGGCUGGUAAUGAAUCAGUGCUGAAGGUUCUGGGAGGCAUGGUGAUGAGCUGUUAUGCCAAAUACUGGAUCUACGUGUGUGGAGGGAUGUUCAUCAUGGUUUCCUUUGCUGGAAAACUUGUUGGAUACAAGAUCAUCUACAUGCUGCUGUUCUUGCUCUGCCUCUGUCUCUAUCAGGUGUACUACCCUCUGUGGAGGCGUCUGUUGAAGCUCUUUUGGUGGCUUGUUGUGGCCUACACCAUGCUGGUGUUGAUCUCCAUCUACACUUAUCAGUUUGAAGACUUCCCUGGAUACUGGAGAAACUUCACUGGUUUCACAGAACAACAGCUGGCAGCAAUUGGUCUAGAGACAUUUGCCUUGUCCGAGCUCUUCAGUAGUAUUCUGAUCCCUGGCUUCUUCCUGCUGGCCUGUAUUCUGCAGCUGCACUACUUCCACAAACCCUUCAUGAAAAUCACUGACCUGGAGCAUGUUACACCUAUACACAGGAGGAAAAACAGUGAGAAGACCGAACAGAUUGGCUCUAGUAAUGUGGGAGUGAACUUUGAAGAGGAAGACCUGGUGACCAACAUAGAUGAUGAAUCUGAGGAUGAAGUCGAGUUGAUGCCCAGUAAGUGGGGUCUGGUGAUGGACAGGUUACUGGUUCUGUCCAGAAGGUUCUCUGACAUUCUCACCAAGGUUCAAGUGUUUCUCUGGGGGCUUCUGGAACUUCACAUCCUUAAGAUGGUGGCCUUCUUCUCCGUGUGGGUUGCACUUGAGGAGCCAUCGGUGAUGAACCUGGUCCUGGUGGUGUUGUGGUCUCUGGCAAUGCCAUAUGGUCGCUUCAGGCCCAUGGCCUCCUGUCUGUCUACUGUCUGGGUGUGUGUUAUCAUAGUGUGUAAGAUGCUGUACCAGCUCAGUGUUGUCAACCCUGCUGAGUACUCCAGUAACUGUAGUCUGCCUAUAACAAAUGAAACCAACCUGUUACCAGAGGAAAUGAUGAACUCCUCUCUGUAUAAGGACCCCGUGGAUCCAGCCAAAUGGUUUGGCAUUAGGAAAGAUGCCACUGUACUGGGUUACAGCAAGAACCAUUUAAUAGUGCUGAUGCUGUUGGUGUUUGAGGCGACAGUGUAUCGACACCAGGCUCACCACUAUCGUCAGCUCCAACGAUCUCCUCCAACCAUCCCUGCUCUGUUCCCUGCUGCCACCAGGGACACACUAGACCAGGGUUUAAUAUCCUGCUUCAAGUACCUGCUCAACUACACUUUCUACAAGUUUGGAUUAGAGAUUUGUUUCCUGAUGACUGUGAAUGUGAUCGGCCAGCGGAUGAACUUCCUGGUGAUAAUCCACGGCUGUUGGUUGGUAGCCAUCUUGGUGAGGCGGCGGCGAGCAGCUAUUGCCAGGAUCUGGCCCAAAUAUUGUCUCUUCCUGUCCAUGUUCAUGAUCUACCAGUAUAUACUGUGUGUGGGCAUGCCACCCGCUCUCUGUAUAGACUACCCAUGGCGAUGGAACACUCCAGUUUUGAUGAACUCGGCUCUCAUUAAAUGGAUCUAUCUGCCUGACUUCUACACUGUGCCUAACUCCAAAAACCUCAUAGCGGACUUUGUGCUGCUGAUGUGUGCGUCCCAGCAGUGGAAGGUGUUUGAGAGUGAGCACACAGAGGAGUGGAUGGUUCUGGCAGGAGAAAACACAGACAACCCUGAACCAAUGGAAGGUCGACUGUUCAACCCUGCACCCAAUUUCAUCAACUGCAGGAGUUACCUGGACAUGGCUAAAGUUCUGGUGUUUCGUCACCUCUUCUGGUUUGUGCUGUCAGUGGUCUUCAUCACCGGGGCCACCAGGAUCUCUGUGUUCGGGUUGGGCUACCUUCUAGCCUGCUUCUUUUUUCUGCUGUUUGGAACCCAACUAUUGGUCAAAACAUCCAGGACCCGUCUCGCCCUGUGGGACUGUCUCAUCAUCUAUAAUGUGGCAGUCAUUGUAUCCAAAAAUAUGUUAUCAAUCCUGGCAUGUGUGUUUGUGUCUGAUUUGCAGAAGGGCUUCUGUUGGGUGAUCCAACUCUUCAGUCUGGUUUGUACAGUCAAAGGAUACUAUGACCCAAAUGUAGUGAGUGACAAGACGUGUAGUCUCCCAGUAGAGGAAGCCGGGAUCAUCUGGGACAGUAUCUGUUUUCUCUUCCUGUUGCUGCAGAGGAGGGUCUUCCUCAGUUUCUACUUCCUGCAUGUUAGGGCAGAGCUGCAAGCUUCUGCCAAACAGGCCUCGAGGGGGUUUGAGCUCUUCAGAGCCAGUAUUGUGAAGAACAUUAAGUUCCACCAACAAGCUGAGAGGAAAUCUCUGUCACAGCUCAAGAGAUCGAUGGAGAGAAUUCGCUCCAAGCAGCAGAAGUACAGAGAUGGACACAAAACAAUUGAAAAAUCCAACGAGAAUCAAACUGCCGAAACCCAUACAGACCAGAAGAUGUCCAGGAAGAAAAAGUGGUAUCAACCAUGGUUGGACCAUGCAACAGUGCUCCACUCAGGAGAGUACUACCUGUUUGAAUCAGACAGUGAGGAUGAAGAGGAGCUGCAGUCUGAAGAACAGAAACCUCAAAAACAGACUGCCUGUCAGUUGGCAUACCAGGCGUGGGUCACCAGUGUGAAAACAGCUCUGAGAGAACGUCAGAGACGCCAGAGACAGUUGAGGAGGAUUGAGAGAAAAGAGAAAGAGAGAGAAGAACAAAUAUCUUCACAACAGGAGUCUUAUUCUGUGAUAGGUUGUGGGGACAAUGACGUGUUUGAGGACUCUGUAAUCCAGGAGGAGGUGGAGGAGCCAGAGGAGAAGCAAUCGGGUCAUGGUGAGAUGGUCCAGAGGAUCUUGGAUAUCCUGCGCUUCUUAUGGGCCAUAGUUCUGGCGAUGAUAGAUGGACUAACUCAGUGGCUUAAUCUGCUGACUAAACAGUACAGAGAGACAUCUACUGUUCUGUGCAAUGAACGCUACUUCAUCAUACACAAGAUACAGCAGCAUCAUACAACAGCAGACUCCACAGAUGACCAGUUAUCGCAGGGCAGUGAGAAUCCCACACUGGAGACCUGUUUGGAUGAGACUGAUGCAGAAAACUCCACCAGAUACAGCUGCCUGGAAGUGGAUAGCAGGAGUAUAACAAGCCGUUCUACCCCCAGGCCAAAGCUAAACAGCACUGGGAACCUCUUGAGUCAGGAACCCCCACCCAGCAGCACGGAGAUCAUACCAGACCCAUCCCAGCAACAACACAGACACUCCAGAACAGCCAGUGAGCUUCUGGGAGACAGGCAGUUCUUCUCUGAGGAGCUAGAACAGAGCAGAGAGUUCUACAACAACCAGAACCGUCUGCUGAAGCUGCUGUUUGCCAUGUACAACCUGCUGGCAGCCAACUCAGAGCUAGUUUGCUAUUUCAUCAUAGUGUUAAACAAUGUGGUCAGUGCCUCUGUGAUAUCACUGGUCCUGCCCAUAAUGGUGUUCCUAUGGGCUAUGUUGGCUGUCCCAAGACCAACCAAGAAGUUCUGGAUGACUGCUAUAGUCUACACAGAGGUGAUGAUAGUGGUGAAAUACCUUUUCCAGUUUGGAUUCUUUCCCUGGAACAGUGUUUAUGAGAUGAUGCUAAAUGAAGACAAGCCUUUCUUCCCACCUCGCAUCCUGGGCCUGGAGAAGACUGACAACUACAUCAGAUAUGAUCUUCUUCAGCUGCUGGCUCUGUUCUUCCAUAGAUCCCUGCUCAUGCGUUAUGGCCUGUGGGACCACGAGGGCCCUCUGGAGGAGCAAAGUUCCUCACCAGAGUGUUGUAAGGAUGAAGAAAAAAUGGGAGAAGGAGAUGAAGAUGGAAGGAAGGAGGGACGAGGAGAAGAGGUGGAGGGAAGAGUCAGCUCAACAUCCACCCUGGAAAACCCGGAAAUUACUGAAUUGGACCAGCUUGAAAAGGAUAACAUGGACUGUGUUGAACCAAGUACCAGCUCUGCUGCUGCUACACCACAACGCCCUGCUGCUGAACCAGCACCAGCACAGGAUGGACAGGAAACUCCGCCUGGGCUGAGUGACGUGUUGGAUCCUCCCAGCAGGCAGAGGGAGGAUAAGAUAGAGGGAGACAAUGCACAGGUCAAAGAGGAAAUCCCAAAGAAAAGCAGCAGCAUCCGCUUCCGCAAGAAGCCUAAACAACCCAAAGAACAGCGAGGCAAAGCUGAACCCACAGCUGAGACUGCAGAUUCCAGUGAAGAAGCAAUAAAGAAGAAGCAGAAAGGCAGGAGGAGAGAGGCAGCCAGUCAGAGACUGCUGGCUGUGGGACACAAGAUAAAACAUGUCCUCAUCUCUGGUGUUCAGAGUGUUUACAGUCCGGCUCAGGGUUUCUUCAGGGAUAUUGUCCAUGCUGAGUAUAGGGCUGCCACCGAUGUCUAUGCACUCAUGUUCCUGACUGAUGUCAUCGAUUUCAUCAUCAUUGUCUUUGGCUUUUGGGCUUUUGGGAAACACAGUGCAGCAGCUGAUAUAGCCUCCACCCUGUCAGAGGACCAGGUUCCUGAGGCCUUCCUGGUUAUGCUGCUCAUCCAAUUCAGCACCAUGAUCAUCGAUAGAGCCUUGUACCUGCGCAAAGCCGUCCUGGGAAAACUCAUUUUUCAGGUGAUCCUUGUGUUUGGGAUCCACUUGUGGAUGUUCUUCAUCCUGCCUGCUGUCACUGAAAGGAUGUUCAAUCAGAACUUUGUGGCCCAGCUCUGGUACUUUGUCAAGUGUAUUUACUUUGGCCUGUCAGCCUAUCAGAUCCGCUGUGGAUACCCCACUCGUAUUCUUGGUAACUUCCUCACCAAGAAAUACAACCACCUCAACCUGUUUCUCUUUCAAGGGUUUCGUCUGGUGCCUUUCCUGGUGGAACUGAGAGCAGUGAUGGACUGGGUUUGGACUGACACCACUCUGUCUCUGUCUAACUGGAUGUGUGUGGAGGACAUUUAUGCCAACAUUUUCAUCAUCAAAUGCAGCCGUGAGACAGAGAAGAAAUACCCGCAGCCUAAAGGGCAGAAGAAGAAGAAGAUAGUGAAAUACGGCAUGGGUGGACUCAUCAUCUUCUUCUUGAUCUGCAUCAUAUGGUUUCCCCUUCUCUUCAUUUCAUUGGUCAGAUCAGUGGUGGGUGUGGUCAACCACCCCAUCGAUGUCACAGUGACUGUCAAGCUGGGAGGAUACGAGCCCCUUUUCACCAUGAGUGUGCAGCAGCAGUCCAUCAAGCCCUUCACAGAGGCUGGAUAUGAUGAACUCACCAAAAAGUUUGGAGACAAUGCGGUAGCCAUGCAGUUCAUCACUCUCUACAGUUAUGACGACAUUGUGACGGCCAAGAUUGAGGGCAGUUCAGGAUCAGUGUGGCGGAUAAGCCCCCCCAGCAGACAAGAAGUCAUUAAAGAACUGCUUGGAAGCCAUGGUGACUUAACACUACGUCUGGCCUGGAACUUUCAAAGGGACCUGGGUAAAGGGGGGACUGUGGAAUACACUUCUGACAAACACUCUAUUGACCUGGAACCUGGGAACCCAGUCAGAGCAGAUCUGGCCUCACUACUGGUUGGCAAUCGCACUACACCUGUGCAUGUUUCCAAUAUGUUUCCUAACUACAUCCGUGCCCCCAAUGGAGCAGAGGCCAAACCAGUCAGUCAACUAUAUAAAGGUAAUGAAGAUGGUUACCUGAAUAUAACCCUGUCCCUGAUGAGUGACAGGUCACUGAAUGUCAGUGGGAACCAGGAGUGGUGGGACAUUGCCAUUGCAGGCUGUAAGGAAUCAUGUGGGGUUCUACCCAUGGUCAUAUUCAAUGACAAAGUCAGUCCACCAAGCCUGGGCUUCCUGGCUGGAUACGGGAUCAUGGGUUUGUAUGUGUCUGUGGUCCUAGUCAUUGGAAAGUUUGUACGUGGCUUCUUCAGUGAGAUCUCCCACUCCAUCAUGUUUGAGGAGCUGCCCUGUGUGGACCGCAUCCUGAAGCUCUGCACGGACAUCUUCCUGGUGCGUGAGACAGGAGAGCUGGAGCUGGAAGAGGAACUUUAUUCCAAACUGAUCUUCCUCUACCGAUCUCCAGAGACCAUGAUCAAAUGGACCAGGGACAUCCACAGCCAAGACGGAUACUGAUUGACUAACUGAUUAUGUUUUGUUAUAAUAGAAUACAGUGAUAUCUAAAGCAGACUGCAAAGAUGUCCAGGGAACAGUAUGUGAAAGGCUUCCUUAGAACACUCUUUACGAGUGAACAUUGGACUUACAGCAAAGGAGACACAUGAAAGGAGAUGUACUCUAACAAACAAACUGUAUGAAGCAUCUCCUGUUGCUGGACAAAUUCUUAACAGCUGCCUGAGCACUUUCGUCAAACCAUUUUACACUACAAACUAUUGAGAGUGGGAUUACUGUCCCAGUGUGUGUGUUGAUUGAAAACAGCUGAAUGUCUGUCCUGCAGGAUUGAACACAACGCCCCUGGAAGGCAAAAGCAGUGGUUGAAUUGAGUGUGUGACCUCAGUGGUUGAAGGUCACACAAGAGAGACUUCAUUCCUGCCCUCUGUUCAUUUGAGCCACCCAAGCGAAAAUACAUGUGGCUAAAACUUGAAACUGAUUGUAGGUUGAACCAGCUGCAGUUACUAUAUCAGUAUGCUGAUAGAUUUAAAAACAUGCCAUGCUGACAGUAAAACUUAAAAUUAUUGUAAAAGUAACAUGUGGGCAGCAGCCAUGUUAAUUUUACUUUACAUCAUGAGCCUAGUUUGAUAAAACAGGUCUGAUUUAAAGCACCAGUUUAGGUUAUUUUUCCCACUCAGAAGAAAAUACAGUUUAUAGAGUUUGGACCUGGAUCAAAAACAGCUCUUUCAGUUCCAGGCCAACACAGGUCCCAGGUUCAGGGGUGGUGGAUAAAACAGGUUGGUGAGAUAGCUGUGGAUCAUGCUUCUCAAAGACAAGAAGACAGGUUUGCUGGUCUAAACAUAGCACAAAAAGUAAUGAAAUUUGUGUUUGGUAGAUUAUUUCUUUGUUAUAACAAUGUUUC
This is a messenger RNA of Thunnus maccoyii (southern bluefin tuna), 9388 nucleotides long. RefSeq names its product piezo-type mechanosensitive ion channel component 1 (gene piezo1). The record is from RefSeq and is a predicted model, not a curated record. Gene Ontology annotation, molecular function: monoatomic cation channel activity; mechanosensitive monoatomic ion channel activity. The coding region runs from base 709 to 8493 and encodes 2594 amino acids. Lineage: Eukaryota; Metazoa; Chordata; Actinopteri; Scombriformes; Scombridae. Gene Ontology annotation, biological process: cellular response to mechanical stimulus; regulation of membrane potential; detection of mechanical stimulus. The transcript has 54 exons. Gene Ontology annotation, cellular component: plasma membrane; endoplasmic reticulum.